Messenger RNA from Centruroides sculpturatus (bark scorpion), 1827 nucleotides. RefSeq names its product trafficking protein particle complex subunit 13-like. The transcript is spliced from 9 exons. Lineage: Eukaryota; Metazoa; Arthropoda; Arachnida; Scorpiones; Buthidae. Gene Ontology annotation, cellular component: TRAPPIII protein complex. The coding region runs from base 155 to 1360 and encodes 401 amino acids. The record is from RefSeq and is a predicted model, not a curated record.
AAUCAUAAUUGUUUAAAUUUUAUAUAAUAGUAUUUAUAUAGAAUUAUAACAUUAUUUAAUACAGAAUAUAUUUAAAAAAAAGUAAAUAAAUGAAAAAUAUUAUAUUUGUAGAGGGCGUUUUCAUAACAUGUGAUUUGUAAACGGAAGCGAAAAGAUGGAAAUCAAGGAGAGAGAUCAUCUCCUGGCUCUUAAAGUGAUGCGGUUAACACGCCCUUCACUUUUUUCCACAUUAUUUUUGACAUGUGACACAAAAGAUAUACCAUAUGAAGCAUUCCAAAAAGAACUCUUAAAUGACAUAGGAGCUCCAACAAAUUUGAGCAUGUAUAACACAGGAAAUCUGUUGAUGUUGCCUCAAAGUUUUGGGAAUAUUUAUCUCGGAGAAAUAUUUUCUUGUUACAUGAGCGUUCAUAAUGACAGUAAUAUGCCUGUUUGUGAUGUUUCGGUAAAAGUAAGUAGUGCAAUACAUAAAAAAUUUUUUAAAUUUAGAAAUUAUAAAUUAAUUUCAAUUCAGUAUCAAACUUUAUGGAUUUUUAUAUCAAAACUUGAUAGAAAUGUUCAUAUAUUGUACAUUUUCUAUUUCAGGAAUAUUUAUCUCGGAGAAAUAUUUUCUUGUUACAUGAGCGUUCAUAAUGACAGUAAUAUGCCUGUUUGUGAUGUUUCGGUAAAAUCAGAUGAAGUUUACUUAGAAGCUCAACUACAGAAUAUAACAUCAAAUCCCAUUUGUCUUGAAAGAGUGUCUUUAGAACCUUCCUCUUAUUUUACAGCUAUGCAGUUAAAUUUUAUUGGUGAUAAAGAUGGAUCCCAUUCUGUCUUUGGAGAUAUUAACUGUCUCAAUCCUCUGGACAGUAGGCAGUAUCUCUUUUGUCUGUCUCCGAAAUCCGACGUUCGAACUAACGGAAAGUUUAUGAAAGGUAUCACAAGCAUUGGUAAAUUAGAUAUCAUAUGGAGAUCGAGCAUGGGAGAAAGAGGAAGGUUGCAGACGUCUCAAUUAGAAAGAAUGGCUCCAGGAUAUGGUGACAUAAGACUGACAGUUGUAGAAUUGCCAAGUAUAGUGACAUUAGAAAGUACCUUUGAAAUCGUUUGUAGGAUAACAAAUUCUUGCGAAAGAACAAUGGAUUUGAUUCUUAAUCUGGAUACCCACUGCUCGAAUGGUAUUUUGUGGCAAGGAGUAACUGGAAGACAGCUUGGAAAAUUCGAGCCGUAUUCUUCAUUGGAUCUCAAAUUGAAUGCUGUUGCCAUUCGUUUGGGACUGAUGGUUAUAUCCGGAAUUCGUUUGAUAGAUUCAUUUUUAAAAAGAACUUAUGACUAUGAUGAAGUUGCACAAAUUUUUGUUUGUCCAAAAGAAACUGAUUAUCAAUAAAUUAAUUUGUAUAUACUAAAGUUUGUUAAUAAUAAAAACAAUUCAAGUUGCCUUUCCUUUUUUGUAAACAUUCAUAUUUUAGUGUUACUUUUAAAUAUUGAUUGUAUACCCUGUUCCUAUCAAUUAAUUCUAUAAAGAUAUCAUCCAAAUUGCUACAGUGGUAAAAGGGUCUACAAGAGAGAACAAUUUCUUCAAUUAUAUGAGGUGCAAUCAAAAAUUUCCAGAGACUGGGCAUGUAAGAAGAAAACUACUUACUUUAUUCACCUUCUGUAUCCAUCUAUUGACUCUGGCAUUUCUGCAAAGCUUUCAAUACUCUCUGGAAGUCCCCCUCUUUGCAAACAUCAAGCACCAUAUGCAAUUCAUACUGGAUGUCCUCUACUGUGUCCAGUGACAUUCUGCUUCUUUUGAACUGUGAGUACCACUAGAAACACUGCUAACUCAUUGCUUCAUUACCAUAGGCUUCCAUA